Molecule: messenger RNA, 726 nt
Organism: Cucurbitaria berberidis CBS 394.84
Lineage: Eukaryota; Fungi; Ascomycota; Dothideomycetes; Pleosporales; Cucurbitariaceae
Exons: 3
Coding region: 1-726 (241 amino acids)
Source: RefSeq, a predicted model, not a curated record
AUGAAGUACUUUUCAGCACUGCCAAUGGCAGCUAGCCUCGCUGCCGCUCAGAUGCAGGUCAUGAGCUUGCAAUCUGCGGUGCCAUCCGGCGCUGCUACACAUACCGUUGUCGUCGGUGGAGUGAAGCCAAUAGCAACCGGAAUGGCGCCCGUACUUGGAUACUCACCCGAGUCCAUUACGGCAGCGGUUGGCGAUAUGGUCAUGUUCGUCUUCAUGCAAAAGAACCACACCGUCACGCAAUCGACUUUUGCCGAACCUUGCAAAAAGAUGGAGGGAGGCAUGGACUCGGGCUUCAUGCCAAACCCUGAGGGCAAAGCAGGUGUCAAUUGGAACAUGACCGUUGAAACGACCGAGGCGCUCUGGUUCUACUGCAAACAGCAAAAUGGUAUCCAUUGCGGCAAGGGAAUGGUCUUCAGCAUCAACGCCGCUACCACCGGCGACAAGACCAUGUCCGCUUUUAAGCAACUCGCUGUCGGCACCAACGGCACCUCCCUUCAGCCCGGAGGUCUCCAAGCCGCUAAUCCUAAUGCUGCUGCUGCCCCUCCCACAGUCACCGUUGUGGCAGGUUCCGGAGCUCAGGCCCUUGCCUCAGCUACUGUCGUUGCUGGUACCGGUCAGGACGGUCAGGGCCAGGCUUGCACGUGCAGUUGCCUGUGUGGCAUGAACUCGUUCCCCGCGAACGCUGCAAUCAACAACUUUGGUGGCUUCCCUGGAAUGAUCGGAUAG